This is a messenger RNA of Spodoptera exigua (beet armyworm), 2778 nucleotides long. Lineage: Eukaryota; Metazoa; Arthropoda; Insecta; Lepidoptera; Noctuidae. The record is from the annotation of a GenBank genome assembly.
CCAUCUUCAAACCGGUCAGUCCACCGCGAACUACCGUGGGGGUAACGUUGUUGUCGCAACGAAUUACGUUAAUUUAUCUACACCGGACUAAACCGAACCGGUACACACAAUUAUACAUAAUAAUAGAUUUUAUAAAUAAAAACCAGUGUCAAGUUAAUUCAUGAAGUGUUAGACUGAAUCUGCCGUUCGCGAAUAUAGUGCAACCUGUGAUUUGAUCUCGCGAUCUCCCGGCUGCAUUUCUUUGGUGGUGUGAGUUUGCUGAAGUGUAAAAAGAUUAAAAUAUGAACGGGCAUAGCAACGGCGACAUGAACGGUGCAGGAGACAUUAUCACGCAGAACCAGCAGCGCGGCUGGUGGACCAUCGGGUUGAUCAACUCGCGCUACCGGUACCUCACCGCUGAGACCUUCGGCUUUAAGAUCAACGCUAACGGCACCAGUCUCAAGAAGAAGCAGAUAUGGACCUUGGAACCUGCCUCGGGAAAUGCUAACGACAGCAUGAUCUACCUGAGGUCGCACUUGGACAAGUACCUGGCGGUAGACUCGUUCGGCAACGUCACCUGCGAGUCUGAGGAGAAGGAGCCGGGCAGCAAGUUCCACAUCAGCGUGUCGGACGACAACAGCGGGCGCUGGGCGCUGCGCAACGUGGAGCGCGGCUACUUCCUCGGCUCCAGCUCGGACAAGCUCACCUGCACCGCCAAGGUGCCCGGCGACGCCGAGCUCUGGCACGUGCAUCUUGCCGCCAGGCCUCAGGUGAACCUGCGUUCAAUCGGUCGCAAGCGCUUCGCGCACCUGUCGGAGUCGCUGGACGAGAUCCACGUGGACGCCAACGUGCCGUGGGGGGAGGAUACGCUGUUCACGCUGGAGUUCAGGGCCGACGAGGGCGGCAAGUACGCGCUGCACACCUGCAACAACAAGUACUUGAGUGCUGGAGGCAAGCUGCAAGACCAGUGCACGUCCACGUGCCUGUUCAGCGCGGAGUACCACGCAGGAGCCCUAGCGCUGCGCGACGGCUCGGGCGCUUACCUCGCGCCCAUCGGCUCCAAGGCGGUUCUGAAGACACGUUCCACCGCUGUCACCAGGGACGAGCUGUUCUCGCUGGAAGACAGUUUGCCACAGGCCGCCUUCGUAGCCGCUCUUAAUGACAAAUACGUGUCUGUCAAACAAGGAGUGGAUGUGACCGCGAACCAGGAUGAGAUCUCCUCCCACGAGACGUUCCAGCUGGAGUUCGACUGGGCCACGCGCCGCUGGUACAUCCGCACCAUGCAGGACCGGUAUUGGACCCUUGAGACCGGAGGCGGGAUCCAAGCUUCUGGAGACAACAAAUCCUCGAACGCUCUCUUCGAGUUGGAGUGGCAGGGAGACGGCGCCGUGGCGUUCCGCGCCAACAACGGCAAGUACCUGAUGACCAAGCGCUCCGGACACCUGUACGCCAACGCCGACUCCAUCGACGACAACUGCAAAUACUACUUCUAUCUCAUUAACAGGCCUAUCCUGGUCCUGAAGUGCGAGCAGGGCUUCGUGGGCCCCAAGGGUGUGAGGCUCGAGUGUAACAAGGCCAACUACGAGACCAUACAAGUGAUCCGCGGACCUAAGGGCGCUGUCUACUUCAAAGGACAAAACGGCAAGUACUGGCACGCAGACAGCGAGUCAGUGAGCUGCGACGCGGACUCCCCGCAAGGGUUCCACCUGGAGCUGCGCGAGCCCACGCGCCUCGCCAUCCGCGCCGCGCAAGGCGGGGACUACCUCGCCGCCGCCAAGAAUGGGAACUUCCGUCUCGCAGGCCCCGACCUCAGCACCGCCACGCACUGGGAGUACUAAGCCCACGCAGCCAGGAAUCCUUUUGAUCCCAUCAUCACUACUGCCCGACUUGUUCAAUCAAAUCAAAGACUGACAAGUCCUUCUCAAUCUACAGGCCUAAGUUAACAGAAUGCAGGCUGUCGACAGGGCAGUUAUACAUCAUCACUUCAUUAGUUCAUCAAAUCAUGUUCAAAAGGAUCUCCCCCGCCCCAACAAUACUCUUCCACUGCCGCGCGCACGUGUUGUACACGAGCGACGCGGGACUUGUAUCUUCAUAUCGAGAAUGUGAACAUGGCGGGCGCGCGCCCUUACUGCCGUUAUACUCAUUUUCCUUUAGCCGCCAUCUUGCUAGUUGUGGCGGCGACGAACGACCCAAUCAGCCAAUUCUGAGACAGAAUCCGCUGCCUGAAUGGUUUAAUUAAAUGAUAAAAUGGGAAUGUUAGUCAAUGCUCCUGCAUUGACGAUACACAUUUCGUGCUAAAAAAAAACAAUGUCUAGAACGUAGCGUGACAGUGAGGCGCCGCCCUGCUUUGCAUUUAGUACGAGUAAGAUGAUAGUAUCGCGCGGCACGGCGCGCAUGUGAUCACUAUGGAAAUAUCGCUUCGUCUUGUUGUAAUCAUAGAUUAUUUUCCUUGUAAUUGCUAGAUCUGCCGUCACGUCGCUUACGUCGAAUUAUUUUUAUAUUUAAAUAUUUUGUGACCGUUCACUCGUAUCGCUUCAAUUAUUUAUUCUAGAUUGUAUGGUAUAUUAUUAGUACGGAAGACAUUAUUCUGAAAUUUUUCGAAAAAUAUUUAUUGGAUAUUGUAGUGUCUAGUCGAUGGUUUUUAUACAAUUUUUAUCAGCUCCCAGUACUUGACUACCGUCGUGUCCUGUAGGUUAGUGAACGUGAACAUCGUGAGACUGAUGCCUACAAACAGCACAUAACUGCAGUAACACUAUACCGUAAUUAAUUUAAGUUAAACAGGGAUUGACGCAAUACCAG